AUGGCGGGAGUUUCCGUUGUCGGAUCCGAGCCUGAGUGGCGGUCCUUUCUCCUCAACGCCGAAGUGGUCAUUGUGGAUUUCACAGCGACUUGGUGCGGCCCUUGCCGGGCAAUCGGCCCGGUUUUUGAAAACUAUGCGACUCAAUAUCAAUCCAUCACCUUUCUUAAAGUGGAUGUCGACGAUCUUUCGGCAGUGGCAGAGCAGUUCAACAUUACCGUCAUGCCAACCUUCCUUGUGUUCGUGAACGGGGAGAAGGCGGACGAACUCGUUGGAGCGAGUAAGGAGAAGCUUCUUGAGUUGAUCCAGAAGUACGCUCGCUAG
Molecule: messenger RNA, 321 nt
Organism: Closterium sp. NIES-65
Lineage: Eukaryota; Viridiplantae; Streptophyta; Zygnematophyceae; Desmidiales; Closteriaceae
Source: the annotation of a GenBank genome assembly